Messenger RNA from Myotis brandtii (Brandt's bat), 1107 nucleotides. RefSeq names its product GLIPR1-like protein 1. The coding region runs from base 1 to 1107 and encodes 368 amino acids. The transcript has 7 exons. Lineage: Eukaryota; Metazoa; Chordata; Mammalia; Chiroptera; Vespertilionidae. The record is from RefSeq and is a predicted model, not a curated record. Gene Ontology annotation, cellular component: extracellular region.
AUGGUUUAUGGGAAUAAAUUAAAUUUCUUAUGGACUUUAGGUUUCUAUCUGGUAGCCAGUCAAACUCCCACCGUACCUUCCAUCGAAGACAAGAAGUUCAUAGAGGACUGUGUCGCAGCUCACAAUGAAAUGCGUCGCACAGUCCAGCCCUCCGCGGCCAACAUGAAAUACAUGACUUGGGAUGAAGGUUUAGCGAAGACUGCAAAAUCCUGGGCAAAUAAGUGCAAAUUUGAACACAACUACUGUCCAGCAAAUCGGUGUCACCCAACUUUUGCAUAUGUGGGAGAAAAUAUUUGGUUAGGUAUUUUAUACCAAUAUAUACCAGCAAUUGCUAUUCGUUCUUGGUAUAAUGAAAGGCAAUUUUAUACUUAUAGUAGUCAACAAUGUACCAAAGUUUGUGGCCAUUAUACACAGGUAGCUUGGGCCGAUUCAUACAAAGUUGGUUGUGCAAUGACAGUUUGUCCUAAACUUGGGAAAGGUGACCCUGUAAUGUUCGUAUGUAACUAUGGACCUGCAGGAAAUUAUGCAGGGGCCCGCCCUUACACUGAAGGAGCAUCCUGCUCUAUGUGCGGAAAAGAAGACACUUGUGAAAUCAGCCUCUGCAGUAAGCAAAAUGAAAAAAGUUUCUAUCUGGUAGCCAGUCAAACUCCCACCGUACCUUCCAUCGAAGACAAGAAGUUCAUAGAGGACUGUGUCGCAGCUCACAAUGAAAUGCGUCGCACAGUCCAGCCCUCCGCGGCCAACAUGAAAUACAUGUCUUGGGAUGAAGGUUUAGCCAAGACUGCAAAAGCAUGGGCAAACAAGUGCAAAUACCAACGCAAGACCUGCUCAGAAAAACCAUAUCAGUGUCAUCCAACUUUUAAAUAUGUGGGAGAAAAUAUUUGGUUAGGUGGAUCAUACCAAUUUAAACCGGAAUUUGCUAUUGGUCUUUGGUGUAAUGAAAAGAUGAUUUAUAAUUAUAGUACUCUACAUUGUUCCAAAGCUUGUGGCCAUUAUACACAGGUAGUUUGGGCCGAUUCAUAUAAAGUUGGUUGUGCAAUGGCAAUUUGUCCUCAACUCCAGGGAGCUGCAACUGCAAUAUUUGUAUGUGACUAUGGACCUCUGUAA